AUGGCGGAUGCCGAUCGGCACUACAUGUGCUUAUUGUUUAUAUCCACAACCUGUCUGUUAACACUGGUGUCGGCGGCAGAAGUAGGCGCACCGAAAGUUCAAGUGAUCACUAAAGAUGCAUUGGGAACGGAAGCACGCUAUGACAAGUCCGGUACACUUAUCAUCUUGUCACAAACACCCACCACACUUCGGCUGUUUGGUACCAAUUUUACGAACUCGACAACGAUCGCGUUCACGGCUAAAAACGCAAGUUUAGGGACGGAAUGCAGCAACCUAGGUAUCACCGAAGAGAUAGUUUCUCUGACCGAGUAUGACUCGACCAGUACUGCUCGGUUCACUGUCAAACUGAGAGAAUUAGCCAAAGGACAGAAAUAUUUCUACCUUUGCGUUAAGGAUUCAUCCGGUACUGAUGAUUGGGUUCACCAAGGUGACUGGCCCUGGGUGAGGAUAAAAACGGAGCGACCCUUGGAGGAGACCACACUAAUGCCACUCUGGCUUCAAAUUAUCAUCAUUGGAAUAUUACUGUGCUUGUCAGGGUUGUUUAGUGGCCUUAAUCUCGGCCUUAUGUCUCUUGACAAAACUGAGUUAAAAAUUAUUGAAAACUGUGGUUCUUCAAGUGAAAAGAAAUACGCAAAGUUAAUAUCUCCAGUUAGACAGCGAGGCAACUUUCUUCUCUGCACACUUCUGCUCGGCAAUGUCCUCGUGAACAAUACAUUAACAAUUUUGCUUGACGACUUGACUAAUGGCCUCUUUGCUAUCAUAGGUUCAACCAUGGCAAUUGUCAUUUUUGGAGAAAUUGUUCCCCAGGCUAUCUGUUCCCGACAUGGACUAGCAGUAGGGGCCAAAACCAUUUGGAUCACACGUCUUUUCAUGGUAUUGACAUUUGUCCUUUCAUUUCCCAUCAGUUUGAUUCUGGAUAAAAUUCUAGGGGAAGAAAUUGGCCAGGUGUACAACCGUGAAAAGCUUCAAGAGCUUAUACGGGUGACACGAGACUUGAACGACUUAGAGAAUGAUGAAAUGAACAUCAUAUCAGGGGCGUUAGAACUUAGCAAAAAGACUGUCAAGGAUGUCAUGACAAAAAUCGAGGAUGUUUUCAUGAUGGAGCAUGAUGCCAUGUUGGACUUUGAAGCUGUGUCAAAUAUCAUGAAAAGUGGAUUCACUCGAAUUCCAGUGUAUCAAGGAGACAGGACUAACAUAGUUGCUUUGUUGAACAUGAAAGAUUUGGCCUUCGUUGAUCCUGAUGACAAAAUUCCGCUGAAAACAGUCUGUAGAUUUUAUAAUCGUAGAUUGGAGUGGGUGUUUGAAGACCAGAAACUUGGGUCAAUGCUGCAAGACUUCAGACAGGGUCGGUCCCACAUGGCCAUUGUACAACGGGUUAACAAUGAGGGGGAAGGGGACCCAUUCUAUGAGACCGUUGGCUUGGUUACUCUGGAGGAUGUCAUUGAGGAAAUUAUCCAAUCAGAGAUCUUGGAUGAGACCGAUGUUAUUUCCGACAACCGACGUAAAGUGCCGCGCAUGCUGGAGAAGCAAGACUUCAGCAUGUUUAACCGUCAAGACGAGCAUCACUUGGUGCGACUCUCCCCACAGCUGGCUUUGGCCGCCUUCCAGUUCCUCUCCACAGCGGUAGAGCCAUUCAAGCCUGACCUGAUCGCUGAGCGUGUUCUGAGGAAGCUGUUUGAACAGAACAUUGUGGUGAACCUGAGGCUGAAGGAAGCGGAUGCUGUCACAAACUACCUGUACAGAGAGGGUGUGGCUUGCGAUUAUUUUGUCCUCAUUCUGGAAGGUCAUGUGGAAGUGUCAGUGGGGCGGGAACAUUUGGUCUUUGAUGGAGGACCAUUUACAUUCUAUGGACUGAGAGCUUUACUGUCAAUAAAGGAGACUGUGUUCACAUCCAAGUCUGCAGAUGUUGCUCACACUAAGUUUGAACCCUUCAUACCAGACUACAGCCUCAAAGCAGUGUGCGACUUGCAGUUUCUUAAGAUCACCAGGGCACAUUACAUUGCUGCACGUCGUGCAACCAUACUGGGGCAGAGCAAGCAUCAUAAUACAGUACCUGAAGAGGCGUUUGCUAAAGAGCUGAAGAAACUCAAGUCUGAGUCUGAUAAUAAUGAGAAGGGAAAGAGCCAUGAAAAGAAACGAACUGAAAGUAUUGCCUCUCAGAAGUCCACUAGCAGCGCGGGACCCGUUAUUAUGUCAGAUGGCCAGCCAGCCGUGGAAGUGGGUCCUGCUGUGGUUAGUUUAGAAGACAGAAGGGGGUCCAUUGGGAGCCCCAGCAAACUCAGUCAGAAGAGUCUGGCAUCUCUUAAGGAUGCUAUAUGUAACACAACAGAUGCGUUGGUUCCACCUAUUCCUGAUGCUUUCACAGAAAUUAACGAGAAGACAGGUGAGGCAACGACAGAGCAAACCAGCUUGAUUGAGGCCCCCAAAGCUGUACCUGAAGACAUAGGGUUCAUGGGCUUGGCCAAUGAGGAGUCAGAUAACAGCCAACCAGCAGAUGAGAAAACCCUUCUGGUUGGCGACAAAGGUAGCAAAGAGGAUUGUAGUGCAGAUGAUGGCAAGUUAUAGCAUACAUUUCCUGCUCUGUUGUGAAGCUGAGCACUUAUAAUCACUAUACACAUGUAAAUGGAUGAUUGUAGAGAGUUUGUAGACCAAAUAGUUUGUUGUAAGUAUGUACAUAAAUGUAGCUAUAAGUAAAAAAACAAUGUAAAAUUAUCUUCAUUUUUUGUGCUUGGCAACCUGGAACAUGAAAAUCUGUCAUAAUAGUUUUGUAAAUGGUGGUGUUCAGUAAUUGUAUCUCUCGUAAACAGGGGUCAGUAGUGAAAAGUUUGACGAAGAAAAAUGACCAUGUCAAAACAUAUUUAAAUAAUGUCAUGAAUGAUUAUUGUGGUAAACAGCCUUACCCCACCUUACCCCACUCUUUUGAGAAUAGUUUGUCCAAAAGAUUGGAUUGGACACUGUUGACAGAAUGUCCUAUUGUUUGUAUAGGGUAGACCAGAACUGUGUAUGUAUACAUCUACACUAUACAUUAUCCCUUUGUGUUGCCUGGCUAGCUUGUGACCAUUUAUUUUACGUUGAUGUGGAGAUGAGUUUAUCCCUUGUUACUCAAGCAUAAAACUGAUUGAGGUGUACAUAUACUUUGUACUUUAUGUUAAUAAUUGUUGUCGUAAGAUUUGCUUUUACAAACUGCUGAACAUCUUUCAUCUUGCUUUGAUAGUACAUUGAACAUCUUCAAGUAAUGUGCAUGUGAACACAUGUCGGCGUGGCAAAGCGGAAAUUUUUCUUUUAGUAAAUACAUGUACCUAAACAUUAUGCAAAUGACUAGAAGGCGUAUACUAUGCUGGGAUGUCUCAGUCUGGGUUGUUUAGGCUAGAAAUUUUAAUACAUACGUAUACAUGUACCUUAACAAGAAAUUGUUAAUCUGAUGUGGAAAACCAUUCGGACAGACGACUUUGGUGUGAUUUUUUUAGGACAUGCACAUAGACAUGCCUGUUGAGAGCCUUGAAUGCAAUAACUCAAGUGCGUAAGAAGCAUAGAUGAAUGUUGUGGUUUGUUUAUAGAUUCUGACUUCUGUUAGUUCCUUUGUGAGUACUGCCUUUUAUGUUUUGACCUCUGUCAUUUCCACUUGUUUGGUCAAAUGGAUGGGCUCUGCCCCAUUGCAUGCUGUUAUUUGGUUUGAAGAUUGCUGCCAACUGGCUUAAGCCUGAAUAAUGAAUGCUUUACUCAGGUACUUGGAAGUUCCUUGUCUAAGUUCAGGUCAGAAUCCAGAUCUCAUUUCUGUUCUAUCUGGAAAUGAAGAAAAUUUCCAAGAAGUUCCAAGAAGGUUCUGCCUUUUCUGGCGUUUAUCUGUCUGUGAGGUUGUGUGCCGUCUGUCAGCAACUUCAGAUCACAGACAAAGUUAACCAGGGAACUGGAUGAAAUUUUGUGCACGGGUUAUCCAGGGGCUGUGAACUAAUCCAUGGAACUUGGGUGGUAAUUUGGAGUAAGAUUCUUAUCUUGGGACAAAUUUUCUUCAUUUCCAGAUAGAACAGAAAUCCGGUCUGGAUUCUGACCUGAACUUAGACAGGGAACUUCCAAGUUUCACAUCUUUACUCAAGAGUUUUUUAUUCUUCAGGUUAUUGGUUAAUCUUACUGACAACUUCAACAUUUUAUCUUCUCACUUCAGCAUGUUAGAUGCAUGUUUCCGUUAUUCCCAUUUUAGAAUUUCCAUUCACUUCAGUACAGUCAUACAAGCUUCAGCUGUCAAAUUGUUAUUCUUAUUAGUCUAUAGAAAACCAUAUUGCCAAACCCAGUAUUUCGAGAAAGUGGAAUUCCUUUUCAACAUGUUGUUGCAAGGCUUAAGAUUUUAAAUUUAUGAUCAUGCGGGGUUUGUUAUAUGAUGUUAAAAAGAAGUUAAAAUCCAUGAAUGCUAGAAAGUGUACUUGUGUAAGUGUCAAAGAAACUCAGAUGUGUGAAGAUUGUGAGAUUUUUAUUGUAAAUCAAGCUUGUAAAAUCCAUAAAUUUGAUAACUGAUUAUCUUGAAGGCCCCCAAUCAUGUUAGUUGUUUUAGUGAUUGUAGCAUACACCAUGUAGGUGACCACUAUCCUGAAUCACAGAGGUGCACAUGUAGCACAAGUGCCCAUUAUCCGGAAUCACAGAGGUGUGCACAUGUAGCACAAGUGACCACUAUCCUUAAUCACACAGAGGUGUACAUGUAGCCCAAGCGAGUACUAACCUGAGUCAUAGAAGUGUGUAUGUAACACACUGAAACACUUCUAAUCUGUUCAGGCAACAGUUUUGCCCUCUUUUGGAAACUUGGUUGACUUGAAUGAUUUCUCAUUCUCAUGAGAAUGAAAAGCAGUGCUUCCAUUAAACAUGUUUGUUUAUUUGAUAAAUUGAGCAAAUAAUCAGUAAGCCUGUUUCAUAUCCAUGUAGUGAGCAACAUUUAACUGCUGAUCUUGCCAAAGUUGGUUUAUAUUACCCAUUCUAGUAAGAAACAGAAGUAGCAGUAGCAUAUUGUUUCCAGAAUAUGUGUCGGUAAAACAUAUGGCAGAAUGUGAGCAGUCAACAUACAUAGGCUUCAAAUCAGUCCAAUGCAUUCACACUUUUUGGUGUUAAUUCCAGGUAAAUGUGUAAAUUGAUUUGCUAAGUAUUGUUAACUAAAAUAGCUAUUUCAUCUGUUUGAGCUGCUAUUAAAAUAGAGGUGAGGACAUUUUUAUUGUGAAAGGAAAAUUAACCAAUAAUUGGAUUACUUGAAUUUAGCUGAAGGGUUUUGAAGACAUUGAAAGUUCUUCAAAAAAUGGUUUGGUUUGUGACUCAUCUUCGAAGAACUUUUUCUGUGUUAAAUUACAGUGUUGCACAAUGUUCAAACUGAACUGAUAAAUAAAGCACCCCAAAUGUAUUUCUUAAUCUAUCUCUAUUUGAAGAUUAGUGGUUGAACUGAACAGUCCUUUAAAGUGAUGAAAAACAUGGAAUAUUAAGUCCUCGAAAGCCCAGGGAAAUGUUUUCCUUUCAUGGUGAUAACCAUGCAGGCCCCAAAGAGGAUAUUGCUUCACCAGCAAAAAGAGCUUUCAAGCUCCUAUUGUAAUGUGCUCCUAUCUUCAGACUUGUGUAGCUGAGUAAAUAACAAAAGUCAAACAAAACCACAAGGAUGCAUUGAUACACCUUCUUCUGCACACAGUCUAAUGCUUUACUAUAUUUUCCUAAAGUUUGGUAUGUGAAAAAAAGCACUUUCAGAAACACAUAAAGGCCUAAAAAUGAUGAUGUUGAUGGCAAUGUUUUUCUGAUAAGCAGUUAAUGACACUUCACUGAAAACUUAUUCGUGGCCCAAUAAGGAUGAGUCGGCAUAAAGCAAAAUGUGUCGCUUGAAAAAUGCUAAGCUUAAAGACAGCAGUUCAUCUUGUGAACUAUAAUUGCUGAAGAAGUGCUAAGCUUAAAUACAAAAGUUCAUCUAGUGAAUUGUUAUUGCUGAACACAAUCUACAUGUGUGGUGUAAUAAAUGAAAGAUGUUACUAAUACUACAAGUAUUAAAAGAUAAAUGGAAGUUUUGCAGUUGGUGAUCACUGUUCACCACAUUUACUGAUAUAUAUAUAUAUAUAUAUAUGUACAUGCACUGCACUCUUAGGUAUACUCUCCCAGGCAUCUAGCAUCCCAUUAAUACUGCUUGGUAUAAAUAGAUGGACUCUCUCUUCCCAACCCCAGUAAGAAGAAGAAUCUUGCCAGAUUAUGUGUGUAGUGCUCAAUAUAAGAACUCAUUUUGAUUUAUUUGUUAAUUGUCUAAAUGCUCAAAACUUUGUUGUUGUUUUUUUUACAUGUUUUUUUUUCUUUGAUAAAAUUCAUCAUUGUGUUAUCACAAUCCAAGUAAACUAACCAAAGGUGAACACCUAUUGUCUGUUGUGUCUGUGUCUAGCUCCUGCUAACCAAGUGAGUUAUUGACCUAUGAAAAUAUGAUUUAUGACCUAAUUUGUUGUUUUGAUUAGCCAUCAAUUACAGUUAACCUUUUUGGAGUUUUGUAUGCCACAGUUGUCAUUUGUAUGAAUAGAUAUCUUUGCUUGCUUAGAUUAACGCCAUAUAGACUGUACCUUUGACUUAUCUAUAAGACUCAUUAUACUUCCUCAAUUUAUCAAGGCUUAUGUGCCACUUGUAUAUUUUUUCUAGGUUCAUUGAUGUUUUCUUUGUUUUGUUUUUUAAUAUAUUAACUUUAGUGUAGGUUUUCAUUACCUGACAUUUCGAUAUUACCAUGUAUGAAUCUUCAAGUCAUUGAAGAUGUUAACCUCAAAACCAUUUAACUUGGCAGUACUUCAAGACAAAAGUGCCAGAAGACAUGGUUAAUUGUUGUUCAAUGUUCUAAUUUGGUUCAUGUCUUUAGUUUUUUUUUACAUAGGUUCUUUAUUGUGUAUACGGUAUAUACCGUAGCCAUGGCUUCAGGUUAUGGAGGAUGAGACACCUAAUUGUCUUCACAUUUUGUUCGCAAAAUGUUAAGGUACCGAAUUUAUAUACCCACCUCUGAUGAUAUCGUUCCAAGAAAAGAUAGACACUUCACCCAUUCAUUUGUAUUUGUCAAAAGCAGAGAACACAGACAACGUCAGGGCGGCUUGUUACAGAUAUGCCUUACUCCUUAUGACUACGAACAUUAAAUCGGCAUUUUUUUCUUAAUGAUUAACUGUACACUGAUUAUGAUGAUGUACUCAGUAUUAGAAUUGUGUAUGUAGUCAUGUGUUGAACUACAUUUGUUCAUAUUAUCUCCACACCAUAUUAAAGCAUUUCCAUAUCUAACUUGGUAUAGACCUACUGCAUGGUUUACAAGGCCUGCUCUGAGUUCUCAUCAAGUUUUACCGCUAAAGACCAUACAUGAAUAUCACAGGUGCUUUUGUGUCAGAAAGCUGAAUUAAUCCAUUAAGCAUGUAAUUUAUGGUAAUAUCAUCAUAUCCAUAAGUCGGGUUUUCAGCCUUUCUUGCAUCCGUCUAGAGAUUGAAUUCUUGGAAUUGGAGAUAAGAAUCUAAUCCAACGCUGAGAUUGUUAACUUAGAGCAUUUCUGUGACAGAAAAGGUAAAAAAUCUCCCCAUACGCUUAAGCGUGUGACUUACUCUCUUGCUUUCAGUGUAUCGCUCCUCAUUUAUGAAGGACAGAAUUUGGGCGUUUAGUUUCGUUAAAUUUAUAGCACCGAAUCAUAUCAUUUACAAGGGUCUUUUCAGAGAUAUCCUUGGCUAGUUUGCGUAAUACAGCAUUAACUCAUCACGGAAGGAGGCCAGUAAUAGCGUGCUAGCGCAGCACAAUGACCCAGAGGCCUGUCAACAAUGUGACCGCUGUGAGUUCAAGCCUAACUCAUUCUAACUUCCUCUCCGGUCAUACGUGGAAAGGUCUGCUUAGAGUGCGGCGUAAAAUUCUAAUCAAACAAACAAAUCUUCAGGAAAGGUCUUCCGGCUACAUGUACAUUGCAUUGAUGCUACGUAAUGAGUGCAGUUUUUAUUUUGCUGCUUGUCAAAAAAAUUCCAUGUUAUAUUUGGAAUAAAAUUAUAAGUUGCCGCCGCCGUCGUCAUAUGACUGAAAUAUGGUCAAGUUAGACGUAAAACCUCAGGAUGUAGGAGUUGAUGAUGAUUGGGCUAGGUGUGGAUAUAUUUAAAAAUAUGUUCCCCCGAGCCCGGUUUCCACCCACGAUAAUGCUGGCCGCCGUCGUAUAAGUGAAAUAUUCUUGAGUACAACAUAAAACACCAAUCAAAUAAAUAAAUUUAAAAAUAUGUAAACUGGAAUGAAAAAUGGGAUACCACACAUGUAUAUCAUAUUAUAGGUCAAUUUUGCACUGCU
Messenger RNA from Liolophura sinensis, 8280 nucleotides. RefSeq names its product unextended protein-like. Gene Ontology annotation, biological process: magnesium ion homeostasis; transport. NCBI's taxonomy places the organism in Eukaryota, Metazoa, Mollusca, Polyplacophora, Chitonida, Chitonidae. Gene Ontology annotation, cellular component: plasma membrane. The coding region runs from base 1 to 2565 and encodes 854 amino acids. The record is from RefSeq and is a predicted model, not a curated record. The transcript is spliced from 6 exons. Gene Ontology annotation, molecular function: transmembrane transporter activity.